Messenger RNA from Acaulospora colombiana, 146 nucleotides. Lineage: Eukaryota; Fungi; Glomeromycota; Glomeromycetes; Diversisporales; Acaulosporaceae. The record is from the annotation of a GenBank genome assembly.
AUGUGCUUGGAUAGUUUGGCGUGUCAAAGUGAGGAAGUGAUGAGUAAAGAUCGUAAUCCUCAGAAAUUCUUAAGUCAAAGUUCAUUGGUGCAGGGAGGUGACAUCACACAGUCCAAAUCGGUUAUUAAUAGUCAAUGUGAUCAUAG